CGGCACUUGCAGGCGGUGUGCAAUCUAUUGGGACCGCGCACUCGGCAGCAUAAUCGCCACCUUGUCCGAGCAGAUUAAGGCGAUCAUUAAGGGGACUGCUAGCCUAGCACGAGGGUGCAGGAAAUCUAUCUCUCGGGAGCUAUUCAGGGGUGGUUGGUUUGCAGAUUGACGACAGCUUCAGGCACGGUUCAGUAUAUAAAACGAUUGCCACCCAGCUCGCCGAUCACCAGUUGCCGAUCUGGUGCGGAUCGUGGAUCGCGUAUAUAGUGGUGACGCUCCUUCUUUUCAUUUCAACGCGACCUCACCUGAUGUCUUUCGCGAGCAUAAAUGGCCCUAUAACUACAGUCUGUGCGUGUGUGUGUGUGCGUCUGUGUCUCCCACUCUCAAGACGGUUUCCUCUCAAAGCUUUGUGAAUGCCCUGCGUUAUUAGACCCUCACAGUGACCUCCUCUAGUGUGUAGUGCCGGUGGUGGUAAUUCUUUCUGAUACUACUCGUUGCCGAAGGUACCAAGACGUUUCGAAAGUGUUAAGCCCUCCAGAAGUAACAUGAGCGACUGACGAGUGGUGUUGGUUGCGAUAGUAUAGCACAGCAAUUUUAGCUCAUGGGCUGAAGCGCUAUAUGGAUGAUAAAGCACGUGGAUAAUUGUAAAAUUGGCUAAUAAAAGUGCAUGUAAAUGUUGCCAGUCUUGGUGCAAAUUUUACAUACGAGUGUUCUAAGCCUAGCUGCAACAGAAGAUUGUCUCUGAACAACAUCGUCAUCACCAGUCGUCUGAUUGAUCCAUCUUUAAAUUACGGAUUGGUGUUAAACGAGCGCCUCAAUAUGUUACAGCUCUUCAAUCUAACCACCUCCCAGUUCGUCGCACGCACGGUAAGCAGCAUUAAGAAGAUGCCUUGCCCGUUCCUGACCCGUCUGAGCACGAGCUACGUGCGCAACUACGCUCCGGCCCUGCUCAAGGCGUACGGUGCCCAGUGUCCGGUGGUGCAGCGUACCAUCUCCUCGCUGCAAGGUUCGCAGGCCGGUGCGGCUGCCGGUGCUGGAGGAUCCGCCGGCGCGCAGGAUGUAGCGCCGAAGAAGGAAACCGAGACGCGCCGCAAUUUGAGCUCGCUGCAGCAACCCAAGCCGCAGCAGUCGGAACCGUCGCCGGCUGCCGGCAAACCGGUGGCAUCGAGCGGCACGAAAAAGUGCCCGUUCCUGAGUACGGCAGCCCCGCACGUGAAGGAGCUCGGGGCGGAAAGUGUGGAAGUGCCGACGGAGCGCACGUUCCAGUACGAGGACUUCUUCCACGAGCAGAUCCUGCGCAAGAAGCAGGACCACUCGUACCGGGUGUUCAAGAAGGUGAACCGGCUGGCGGCCGAAGGCCAGUUCCCGCGUGCGCUCGAGUACUCCUGGGGCGAACGACCGAUCACGGUGUGGUGCUCGAACGACUACCUUGGCAUGUCGUGCCAUCCGGAGGUGAAGCGAGCCGUUGCGGACGCGCUCGAAACGUACGGCACGGGAGCCGGUGGAACUAGGAACAUCUCCGGCAACUCGAUGAACCACGAAAAGCUGGAACAUCGGCUGGCCGAGCUGCAUCAGAAGGAGAGCGCGCUGCUCUUCACCUCGUGCUUCGUGGCGAACGAUUCGACGCUGUUUACGCUCGCGAAGGCCCUCCCCGGGUGUCACAUCUUUUCCGACGCCGGGAACCACGCCUCGAUGAUACAGGGCAUCCGGAACAGUGGUGUGCCGAAGCACAUCUUCCGCCACAACGAUCCGGCCCAUCUGCGCGAACUGCUGCAGCGUGUCGAUCGGUCGCUGCCGAAGAUUGUCGCGUUCGAAACGGUCCACUCGAUGACGGGAGCGGUCUGUCCGCUGGAGGAGCUCUGCGACAUCGCGCACGAGUACGGAGCGCUCACGUUCGUGGACGAGGUGCAUGCGGUCGGGCUGUACGGGGAGCACGGGGCAGGGAUUGGAGAGCGCGAGGGACAGCUGCACAACAUGGACAUCAUUUCCGGCACGCUCGGCAAGGCGUUCGGCAAUGUGGGCGGUUACAUUGCCGGGACGUCGCUGCUCGUGGACAUGAUCCGGUCGUAUGCGGCCGGGUUCAUCUUUACCACCUCGCUACCGCCGACGGUACUGUGCGGUGCACUGAAAGCCGUUGACAUUCUCGCAUCGGAAGAGGGCCGCGAGCUGCGCGCACGUCACCAGGAAAACGUGCGCUACCUGCGCCAGCGGCUGCAGGAUGAAGGGUUCCCGGUGGAACAUACGCCCAGCCACAUCAUUCCGGUAAAGAUCGGCAAUCCGCGCGAGUGCACGGAGGUGUCGGACCAGAUGAUACAACGCUUCGGGCAUUACGUGCAGGCCAUCAACUAUCCGACGGUGGCGCGCGGUGAGGAGAAGCUUCGGCUGGCUCCGACGCCUCACCACACGCGUGCCAUGAUGGAUGAGAUGGUGCGCGACAUGAAGGUGGUGUGGCAGGAUCUGAAGAUGCCGCUGGGCGGCAAACACUGCCCGGAAGAGUGCGCGUUCUGCCGGAAGCCGCUGCUGUUCGAUCGGUUUGAGGCGCGCACCAGCGCCACGGCCGCCAGCUGCGCCCGGGAGCUCAACUGCCAGAUACCGAACUGCCCGCAGAUUGCUGCCGUGGCCAAUUAGAUGGCGUGGAGCAUUAUUUGUUUUGGGCUUUGGAGGUGUUGGGAAAGCAGAGCAGGCAAUGGCAUAUCGGGCGUAACUUAACAUUUCGGGACCGUAAUCUCUAUCCGGGGUUGCUCCGGGCGGGAGCGUGAUUUCUGACUCUCUGUCUCUCUCCCUGUCCGCUAGAUUUAUGUGUGUGCAUGUGUGUAGGUGCAAAUUGAACACUGUUCACUGUUGUGACUGGCUUUACUGAUUGUUGGUUGUUACUUCCGUGCGUGCGCGGAACCGUUCCGGGGAGGCAUUUGAGCUAUACACCUAUUUGCUUUACGUGCGAGGUUUCUAAGGCCGCUCGCGCUCUUGCUGAAAACAGCGGUCCAUUGGCCCAUCCUUCAUUCCAGUCGUAGUUACCGAGCUUAUUAUUUGUUUGUUAGUUUGUUUCUGUUUUAUUUAUUCCACCAUCCCCCGACGACCAGCAAAGCGGUCUCCCGUCUGGUGGUUAUGUAUGAGGCAAUGUAGGAGAAUCAAAUCGAAAUUUGUAUCUGUUUUGUCAGGAGCUUUACGUCGAUAUGUCAUUGACAAUAAAAUAGUUAUUGAAUCAAGAACGUCUAUUCCACAAAAAGUAUACUAAUAUACAGUCGGUUAAUAAAUGUGAAUUCAAAACACUGGGAUAAA
Messenger RNA from Anopheles stephensi (Asian malaria mosquito), 3279 nucleotides. RefSeq names its product 5-aminolevulinate synthase, erythroid-specific, mitochondrial (gene Alas). Gene Ontology annotation, molecular function: 5-aminolevulinate synthase activity; pyridoxal phosphate binding. The record is from RefSeq and is a predicted model, not a curated record. Lineage: Eukaryota; Metazoa; Arthropoda; Insecta; Diptera; Culicidae. Gene Ontology annotation, biological process: erythrocyte development; heme biosynthetic process; hemoglobin biosynthetic process. The transcript is spliced from 2 exons. The coding region runs from base 820 to 2628 and encodes 602 amino acids. Gene Ontology annotation, cellular component: mitochondrion; mitochondrial matrix.